CAAUAAAAUUCUCGCGGGAAGGCGGGCCGCGCCGCGCCGCUGGAUGGUGGCUCCAAGCGCGGCCUCGCUUUCUCGCAGAUUUUUGGGGCAGGAAUCUUGCAGAGGCUGAGCCCUUUCCUCGCCUCCCCCCCCACCCCACGCUCGCUGCCUCUGGAAGAUUGAUCCCGCUCCUGCUCUCAGAUCGUUAGCUACGCAAAUCCACUCUUUUUUUUUCCCCCUUUCUUUCCCUCAAAUAAUAAACUCUGUAGUGCUGUGAAUUUUUCCAGGGCUUUGGGGGUCAUAACAAACGAUCAGAGCAGGACGGUAACAGUUCUGAAGGUCACAGUCACUCAGAGCAGUUUCAUUUCGAGUUUUAUUCAUCUUCCUCUUCAACCGAACGUUUAUUCCCACUCGGUUUUGUGCACUGGCAAUAAAACAGAAUUUACAGUGCCUCCAUUGUUGGACAUCACUGGAAAUAGGGUUUUACUUUGUUCCCAGCCAGUGAAACUGGAAGCGGAAGAGCUUUGGAAGGGCUGAAAAGGAUAAAAUAAAUAACAACAAUACCUCAGCAGCUCAGAGCACCGAUUUAAUGGUUUUUACAUAUGCCAUUAGGUUGGACGUGAUAUUUACUGGGCUCUGUCCCUGCCAACACACAGUGGUACUGUAGAGGUUAACGUGAAGGGCAACAAAACCUCCAGCUCAUUUUUUGAAAUUCAGCCUGAUGGCAAGCACUUGCCCCCAUAGAUUUGGGCAUGUGAGCUUCGAAUUCUGCCCCAAGUUUAAGAUUAAAGCCACUGGAUUUCUCCUAGCAGUGUUGCCUUUCCGGGUUCUAUUGGAUAAAUUCCACUUCAGAACUCCUUAGGGAGUUCUGGUGGGACUGCUGAACAACUGACAUGUUCCCUCAGAGGUGUUCAUGCUCUUUUUUUCUUAAUUUUUCAAGUUAUUUCUGAACGGAGGGUCUGUAAAAUCACAGUCCCAUGGAACACCUUCAGAGAACUUCCCCUAUAGCUGUCCUUGGUCUUUUGGGAAGUGCCAAUUCAAAGAUGGUUCACGCUAUAAACCUGGCCAUGUGAAUGAAAAGCUGAGUGGCUUUUCUGUUCAUAAAAAUGAAAAUUUAAGUGGUCUGCAUCUUGGUAUCAAUUUUAAGUAUUGUAUCCUUUAAUAAAAACCUAAACAUCUCCAAUUUAUGCCAAGCUUUCUGCCCAGCAGCUCAUUUCCCUGCAGCACUAACAGUCCCAUGCAGAAAAAAAAUGUUACUUUUCAUGGCUAAGUUGCUCUUGAAACCUUAGUUUGAGCAGAAAACUCAUUGGUAAUUAACUGUCGUGGGCCUAAUUUUCUGUUGUGGGUUUGUUACUGGGAGAAUUGGGCUGAGCAUUUGUCCUUCUACCUCUGAUCACGAGGGAAGGGUCAGCUCUGCUCACUGCCUUGGUCUCCAUGGCUUCAUACUGCUGCACAUCUGUAUUUCAGAUUAGAAAAGGUAAAAUCCUCUGUGAACAACCAAGACAUUCCAGUGUUUUUUACUAUACUAUUAAACAAAGGGAAAAAUCAGAAAUGAAGGCAUCCUUGAAGGUAUUUGAGAUUAAAAAAAAAAAAAAAAAAAGGAUUAAUACCUUUAUUAUAAAGUGGCCCCAAGUGAAAUGUUGUGUUUGUUUAAUGUGCACUGUGGCAGAUGGGCUCGGGCUGCAGGGGAGAUGCCAAUAGCACAGCAAUCUGUAAUUAGGGAAGAUGUAGACUUGGUUCACAAACUUGCUCCCUGUGCUGUCAGAACAUUAUCUAACAUCUACUUUCUGUGUUUGAGGGGAGUUUUUGCUGUUAUGCAAGCACAGGAGGGUUAGCUGUCCUCUGGCUGCAAAUUGCUUCUAUCCCGGCCUUCCUCCCUCUCUUCAUCCUCUUUUUGUUGUUAUUUUUCCCCCAUUGUUAUUUUAUCUGAAGUCAAAACACCUCAAGAGUCAGGGUUUGGAUGUUUCUUGUUACAAUUGUGGCAGAAGGGAUUUUUCAUUUUGGUAACUUGCUUGUCUAACUGGUCUUGGGAUAAGAAUACACUGAGUUACUGUCCUUUAAAAAUGGCUUUUUCCCAUCAAAAAGCUAAAACUGAAACCACCCCAUGGUUCAGCCUCAAAAGCAAACAACACAAACUUCUUGCCUUCAUUUAUUUCCUUUCUUCCUUGAUAACCCUUUCUUGAGAGCCUAACAAUUCUUGAGGAUGGUGAACAUCCCAUUCAGGUGAAAGGAAAGGGGAACGUGCAAUGCCAAGGUGCUGGAAUUUCAGGGCAGUGACUGUUCUGGACACAUGUGUCAGUCCCAGCUUUUCUAGUUGGUUCUGACAUCUUUGUGUGAGUUUUAGUGCAACUGUGCUAAACUGCUGAGCAGCGUGACUGGUUAACCUGCAGACCUCUUAUCACUGUAAAUACAUUUAGGGUGGUGUUAUACCCCUGGUUUUGAGUAACUUUUAAUUUAACAACUGAUUCAUGGCAAUGUCUGUGAAGGUUCUUCAAUGACUAAGCCCAUCAACAGGUUCCAGGUGUGCACGGGGCCACACUCGAGGUUGUUACAUAUCCACAUGCUGCAGAAGCUGUCACCCUGUGUGGAGACAGGAAUUGACAUUAUUGAUGUCAGUAUCGGGGGAAAAAAACUACAGAAAAUAAAGCUGCAGGACUUCUUGCAUAAUCCUUAUUUGACAUCUUCGAUUCAUUUGACUUUAGAGAGCCAAACACUGCAUUGGAAUAAAUCUUUGCACUUCAGAUUUCUCCCUUAGAAGAAAAGCUUUGCCAGCUCAGUGCACUAAAGUUCUUUAGAGUACCCUGUAAAUUUGUUUUCCAAGCUGCAACAAUGUCAGUCAGUGCUCUAGAAACAUCCAUUCACACUCUUAAAAUUCAAGUCUUUGUAGCUGCAUUUCUGCUCCAGACAUUAAUUGCAGUGUGUGUCUGCAUUUGUUUCUUAGUUUCAAAGUGAAGAUGCUGCUGGAGAGAAAAUUGGAGACUUUCUUUCCCAUCCAGGAACGACUUUGUUUCCCUUGCAUUAAUUGGGAAAAUACAAAUGCGUGACCUUGUUUUGCUUAUACAAACACUCUACUUGGCAUGUAAACAUUAAGGAGGGAGGUGAGGGAUGCUGAGGAAAUACUCAUAAAAAUAGAAAAAAAAAUGUGCAAGUUGCUGCUGGGAAAAAACAUUUAUAGUGCAGCUUUUGGGCCCUGAUGGAGACUUUGCCUCUUGGUGUGUAACUCUUGGACCCAAGGGGUUUAAUUGCUGAGUUUAAUUGCCCAGUCCUUACUUUGUCCUGAGUUUGUGACUUUGCCACCCCAAAGCAAAGGGUUUCCAGCUUGGAUUUGCCAGGCUAUCCUGCCUUCACCCAGGUUUACCUUUAACCACAUAUCUGCAAUGUAAAAUGAUUUUUUUUUUAAUUUUGUCGUAUUUACCCUAAUGGAAAUUGGGCUUUAGGUAGCAGUGCCAAAUUGCUACUGAGCCUUCCUAGAUUCCCCCACCUCCAUUUCUUUGUGUUACUCUCCUGUUCCAAAUUAUGUUAAACAUCUGGCAAAACCCAUCUACCUUCUGCUUUUGUAAAAGUCCUGAGGUUUGUUUUUUUUUCAUAUGUUGCAUCAAAGAUGUGUCAAAUGAUAGUUUGAACUUGAGUCUUCACUUACUGGAAUAUGAAACUCAAGUUGAUGGCCUUGGUUUUAGCAGAAGAUACAGAUUUGGCUAAAUUGUUGCAUUUGUAGGAUUGGUAAAUAUAUUUCUUUUUUCAUCUUGGUGGAUAUGUUUUGUUGGUUUUUAUCCAAUGGUUUGUGAUUAACAGUUGUAGCUGGAAAACAAGAGGUUAGAUCUAUAAAGAGACCUGAUAGAUCAGAGAAUUUCUGCUUUAAUUCUUGGCUAAUGUAGAGGUUGGGACUUCUUACUGAUGUGGAUGUGCACAAUCAGUUUGUUUCUUGAAGAAAUGUGGGCAGUAAUUUUGGAAAUGUGGUAAGAGAUGGAAAAUCUGGAACACUUGAGUUCAUGCUUAGAGGGAAUACUCCAAACUUUCUGCCCAGUCUUGCAACCCAGUUAUUUCAGGUCUAAGAAUACUUUGUCACUAGAAAUGGGAGUGGUUUCUCUUGCAAAGACACGAAACUCUUUCACUUUUGAUCUAUGCAUGAUGGAGGAAGGAGGAUCUUAUAAAAUCACUGAGAGCAGCAGAUGGAAUUGAUAAAAUUGUUUGACUUUGACCAAGUUCUCUGAGUGACCAUGAUUGUCACAUUUUUGAUUGUAGUAGAAGGACAAAUCAAACUCGGCUGUCCCUUAUGUGGGGGGUUCCACGUCUGGUGGAAUGACUUCUGGAAAGAGGAGAGUCUGAAUAUUGUGCAAAAAUGCUGUUCCAGGUUCACAAAGCUUCAGUUCUCUUGGAGGCCAUUUAACAAAUGUCAGAUUUGGUAAAUGGUGAGAUUUGCUCCAGAGCAAACCUGAUAUUGUGAAGCUGCCCUGUGGAAAGUUAAGGUUGAUGGGUAGUUAAAUAAAGGUUAUUUGCAUUAGAGCUUUUUUUAGUGAGAUUAGCACUCUGCAAUAUCCUGAAAAUGCCUGCUGGGCACCCCAAAUCUGCAGUUCUGCCAUCAGUCAAUGCCCCCAGCAUGUGUGAUGCUCUGAGACCACAGUUCUGUUGCAGAAGCUUGUUGGAAAUGAGUCAGGUGAUAGUUUAGUGGUUUUUCAUUUUUUCCUCAUUAAGGCUUUUCAUGGCUCUCUGAUGGCUUUGCUUAUUUCGGCAGAAUUUAUUGAAGGGUUAUUUAUGUUCACUGAGAGAAGUUCCUUUGAUUUUUUGACUACCCUGUGAGCUGUCUUUUAUAAGGGCCUGUUAUUUUGAGGGGUAGGUUGUAUUCAGCCCCAGCUUGGUGUUUUUAAAAGCAUUUGAAUGCAGUUGGCAUCUGAUGAAGGUGCUCAGGAGCUCUGAGCAACCUGGUCUAGAGGAAGGAUCCAUCCCAUGGGAUGAGGAUGGAUCUUUAAGGUCCUUUCCAACCCCAACCAUUCCAUGAUUUUGUGACAUCCAGCUGGAUCUAGAUUUUAGUGUUGUUUAGAUAACACCAGACAUAAUUCUUCAGUUGUCUUUAUUGAAAUAGUUGUGUGUCAGUAAGGUGAGUCUAUUUUAAAAACUGAGUUUAUUUUAAUAGAACAGAAGAUUUAUUUUUGCCUCACAUUACAGUGAGCACUCCUCAAGUCAUAACACAAAUCUAAAUCACUAUGAGGAGCAUUUGAAACUAGGACUUCUUGGUACAGGGGAGGAACUUAGAAUUAAGACACUCCAGUGGAGCUGUUGGACACUUUUUUAACUGCAGGGAUGUUUUGGGGCUCAGGUGCCUGGGGUGGAGGGCACAGACUGACCCUGCUCAGUGUUCAGGGUGUUCUGAGCAUCCCCAGUGUCCCGAGUGCUCCACAGUGACAGAUUGGCAUUAGGAGGAGCCGGUGUUUUUGGGGGAAUGGGCAGAAUGAUUUGGUUUGCAGGGUUGUGAGAGCAAUUAGAAAUGAGCUCUGGAGGCAGAGCCUCACAGUCAGGGCUCCUCUGUGGCCUGGGGCAGGGUCAGUUGUUUGGGUGGCCCAAAUGUGACACGGUGACAACAUUUGGAGCCUCCUGGCUCAAGGAAGGGACCCUCUGCUGUGUAGGGCUUGAGCCUGAUGUGGGUCCUGGUUUUGUGUGCCAUAAAGUUUUAGAAUUUGCUUUAAUUGCAGGAUUGUUCUUUUAUUCUUACUCUGAUUUUAUAAGCUUAGUAUUUUCUUCAUUUUGUCCUUUAAUUUAUCCCAGGUAGCCCUCAACCUGCUGAUGGCACUUGGUAGCUCAGCAGGUUGGAGCUAAACCCGGUGGUUUAUGUCAGGCUCUGCCCUCUGGAAAUGCUGUUUUUCCCAACCCCAUUCUCAAGUCUAAAUUAAGAUGGAAUUUGGAAUUCCUGCUUGGUAGGAAAUAACAGCAGUUUCAGCAGUUCUUUAAUCAUAUCCCAUGUGUGUUUUUAAUUCCAGAGGCCGCAGCAGUGGCAAAGGACCACCCCAGCCUACGAUUUCUUUUGAUGGCAUCUAUGCAAACAUGAGAAUGGUUCACAUACUCACAUCAGUUGUUGGAUCCAAAUGUGAAGUACAAGUGAAAAAUGGUGGUAUAUAUGAAGGAGUUUUUAAAACCUACAGUCCUAAGUGUGAUUUAGUGGUUGAUGCUGCUCAUCGGAAAACUGCAGAAUCCAGUUUGGGGCCAAAACGAGAGGAUAUCCUGGAGAGUAUCUUGUUCAAAUCUUCAGACUUUGUUAUGGUGCAUUUUAAGGAUAUGGAUACCAAUUAUGCCAGAAGAGAUGCUUUUACUGAUUCAGCCAUCAGUGCUAAAGUUAAUGGAGAGCACAAGGAAAAGGAUCUGGAGCCAUGGGAUGGAGGAGAGAACACAGCUUCUGAGGAGCUGGAGGCACUGGAGACAGAUGUUUCUAAUGGAUGGGAUCCCAAUGACAUGUUUCGUUACAAUGAAGAAAAUUAUGGUGUAGUGUCAACUUAUGACAGCAGUUUAUCUUCUUAUACGGUGCCAUUAGAAAGAGAUAAUUCAGAAGAGUUUUUAAAACGGGAAGCCAGAGCAACUCAAUUAGCAGAGGAAAUUGAAUCAAGUGCCCAAUACAAAGCUCGGGUUGCCUUGGAAAAUGAUGAAAGGACAGAAGAAGAAAAAUAUACUGCUGUUCAGAGAAAUGCUAAUGAAAGAGAAGGACAUGGUGUGAACACUAGAGAAAAUAAAUACAUUCCACCUGGACAGAGGAACAGAGAUGUCCUGUCCUGGGGAAGUGGAAGACAAAAUUCACCGAGGAUGGGCCAGUCUGGAUCAGGCCCACCAAUCUCAAGGUCUGGAUCCCACACUUCAGAAUUCAGCCCUAACUCUGGAGCAGAUCAGAGAGUAGUUAACGGAGGUGUUCCCUGGCCAUCGCCUUGCCCAUCUCCUUCCUCUCGCCCACCUUCUCGCUACCAGUCAGGUCCCAACUCUCUUCCACCUCGGGCAGCCACCCCUACACGGCCGCCCUCCAGGCCCCCCUCGCGGCCCUCCAGGCCCCCGUCUCACCCCUCUGCUCAUGGUUCUCCAGCUCCUGUCUCUACUAUGCCUAAACGCAUGUCUUCAGAAGGGCCUCCACGGAUGUCUCCAAAGGCUCAACGGCACCCUCGAGGUCACAGAGUCUCUACUGGUAGGGGUACAAUUUCAAGUGGCUUAGAAUUUGUAUCUCAUAAUGCACCUGGGGAAGCAUCUACUGCUGCAGUGGCACGAGGCAGCCCUUCAGGUGGGACGUGGUCAUCAGUUGUCAGUGGGGUUCCGAGAUUAUCCCCUAAAACACACAGGCCUAGGUCUCCAAGGCAGAGCAGCACUCCCAUGGGACCAGCUCUGCCUUCUCCUCAGCCUGGUACAAUUCCCACUGAAUCUGUUGCCAUGCCUGUUCCAGCUGCCUCUCCUACACCUGCCAGCCCUGCAUCCAACAGAGCAGUCACCCCUUCCAAUGAAGCUAAAGAUACCAGGCUUCAAGACCAGAGGCAAAAUUCUGCAGCUGGAAACAAGGAGAAUAUAAAGCCAAGUGAGACUUCUCCUAGUUUUUCUAAACCUGAAAACAAAGGUGUCUCUCCAAUUGUUUCAGAGCAUAGAAAACAGAUUGAUGAUUUAAAGAAAUUUAAGAAUGACUUUAGGUUACAGUCCAGUUCCUCUUCAGAUGCAGUGGAUCAGCUGCUAAACAAAACCCGAGAAGGUGAAAAAUCAAGAGAUGUAGUUAAAGAAAAGACAGAAUCCACCCCUAAAGAAUCUAUCAUAGAAGCUGGCAGUAACACCAACUCCAAUGGUGGCAGUAGCAAACCCAACAGUCCCAGUAUUUCUCCUUCCAUGAGUAACAGCUCUGAGCAAAAGCGAGGCCCUGAGGUGACCUCCCAAGGUGUGCAGACAUCUGGGCCUGGAAGUAAACAAGACAAAGAGGAUAAAGAGGAGAAGAAGGAUACUUCUGAGCAAGUUAGAAAAUCAACACUUAAUCCUAAUGCUAAAGAAUUCAACCCCCGAUCUUUUGCUCAACCGAAACCUUCUACUACACCAACCUCCCCUCGUCCUCAAGCUCAGCCCAGCCCCUCCAUGGUGGGGCAUCAGCAGCCAACCCCCGUGUACACUCAGCCUGUUUGUUUUGCACCAAAUAUGAUGUACCCGGUUCCAGUGAGUCCAGGCGUGCAGCCUUUGUAUCCUAUUCCCAUGACGCCCAUGCCAGUGAACCAAGCCAAGACAUAUAGAGCAGGUAAAGUACCAAAUAUGCCCCAGCAGCGGCAAGACCAACACCACCAGAGCACCAUGAUGCAUCCUGCCUCAGCAGCAGGCCCUCCAAUUGUAGCUACUCCACCUGCUUACUCUACACAAUAUGUUGCAUAUAGCCCCCAACAGUUUCCUAAUCAGCCUCUUGUGCAGCAUGUGCCACACUACCAAUCUCAGCAUCCUCAUGUUUAUAGCCCUGUAAUACAGGGCAACGCUAGGAUGAUGGCCCCACCAGCACACGCACAGCCGGGUUUAGUAUCUUCCUCUGCAACACAGUACGGUGCGCAUGAACAGACACAUGCUAUGUAUGUUUCCACUGGCUCACUUGCUCAGCAGUAUGCCCACCCUAAUGCUACCCUGCACCCGCAUCCUCCUCAUCCUCAGCCUUCUGCCACCCCAACUGGCCAGCAGCAAAGCCAACAUGCUGGAAGCCACCCUGCUCCAAGCCCCGUGCAGCACCACCAGCACCAGGCUGCCCAGGCCCUGCACCUGGCCAACCCCCAGCAGCAGUCGGCGAUUUACCACGCAGGUUUAGCUCCAACCCCUCCUUCCAUGACGCCAGGCUCCAACACGCAGUCUCCACAAAACAAUUUUCCUACAGCACAACAAACAGUCUUCACCAUUCAUCCCUCCCAUGUUCAACCUGCAUAUACCAAUCCGCCACACAUGGCCCAUGUCCCCCAGGCUCAUGUACAGUCAGGAAUGGUUCCUUCUCACCCAACUGCCCAUGCUCCAAUGAUGCUAAUGACGACACAGCCUCCCGGUGGUCCCCAAGCCGCCCUCGCUCAAAGUGCACUACAGCCCAUUCCAGUCUCGACAACAACACAUUUCCCCUAUAUGACCCACCCUUCAGUACAAGCCCACCACCAACAGCAGUUGUAAGGCUCAUCUGGAAUAACUGAAAGGCUGGAUACCUUUUGUAGGCCAAAUACCCUCCUUCUACUGCUUCUGCCAACUGGAAGCACAGAAAACUAGAAUUUCAUUUUAUUUUGUUUAAAAAAAAAAAAAAAAUUUGAUUUCUUGUAACAUCCACUAGGAAUGCUAACAGUUCAUCUUGCAGUGGGAGAGAUUCGGACUGAGUAGAGGCAUUUAGGAACUUGUGGGCUAUUCCAUAAUUCCAUGCACUGUAUCUGAGUCCUGCAAGUGCCCCAACUCUGCUUGCUGAAAACUGGAAGUUAUUUAUUUUUUAAUGACCCUUCAAAGUUAUGAACUCGUCAGCUAGCAAAAGAAGUAACAAGAGUGAUUCUUGCUGCUAUUAUCACUAAAAAUCAAGACUUGGAGAUCCCUUUUACUUCUAACUAAACUUGAAACAGGUUCAGUAAAAAAAAAAAAAAAUUCUAAUCGUCAAACGGAUGAGUUAUUAUUUAUAAAUCACGUUUGAUGAGAUAAUCACUAUCGUGAGACAGUGAUGUAACUUUUAAGUUAAGAAAACUUUUACUUUGUAGAUAAUAUAAAAUAAAAACUUAAAAAAAAAAUUAAAAAAUAAAAAAAGUUUUAAAAACUGA
This is a messenger RNA of Sturnus vulgaris (Common starling), 9731 nucleotides long. The record is from RefSeq and is a predicted model, not a curated record. NCBI's taxonomy places the organism in Eukaryota, Metazoa, Chordata, Aves, Passeriformes, Sturnidae.